Striga asiatica is the source of this 3748-nucleotide messenger RNA. The record is from the annotation of a GenBank genome assembly. Lineage: Eukaryota; Viridiplantae; Streptophyta; Magnoliopsida; Lamiales; Orobanchaceae.
UAGCUUUCCUAUCCACCCAACUACCUCUUGUCCCUACCUACCUUUUCUCCGCUUCUCUGCAAUGCGAAGGUGCCAAGACUGAUAGAUAGCCACAACUAUAGAUACACACUUGUGUGUACACAAUAGAGUCAUAGAGACCCACCGUGAACCCGAAGAAGAAGAAGAACAAAUACAGCAAUGGAGUCAACACUGCUGUCUGUUGGAGCUUCCACGACCAUGUCGAUUUUGUCCCUCUCCAAGUCCCUCAAUUCCCAUUCCACCCCUAUCAUCGUCCAGCUCCGCCGCCUAUCCACCGCCCGCCCCUCUCAGCUCGCCUACCUCAGCCUCACCCGCGGCGCCCAGUCGAGCAGGCUCGGUCCGCGCCCUUUGGCCCGGGGAUUGUUCUCUCCAGACUUUCCCCGGAGCCGAUUGCAGUUUGCCGCGAGGGCCGCGGCGUCGUAUUCCGCCGGCGGAGGGGGGUUUGGUGGCAUUGAUGGUGGUGGAUCAGGCGGUGGCGGAGAUGGUGCGGGUGAAGGUGGAGAUGCUAGGCCGAGUGCCGUGGCUCCUGGGUCCGCGGAUGCUUCUGCUCAAAGCUCUGGUGUUAUCAUUCUUGACGUUGGGGGAAUGACGUGUGGGGGUUGCGCUGCAAGUGUGAAGAGGAUUUUGGAGAGUCAAUUUAUAUUAUACGAACAGCCUCAGGUUUCUUCAGCAAGUGUAAAUCUUACAACCGAGACAGCAAUUGUAUGGCCUGUAUCUGAAGCCAGAGUUGUACCAAACUGGAGGAAGGAUAUAGGUGAGGCUCUGGCGAAGCACUUGACUAGUUGCGGUUUCACAUCUAAUCUUAGAGCACUACAGUAUUGUAUACUUGAGCACCUUUAUGUUCCAUCCUUGAAAAUGAGGGAGCCACAGAUGGGGAUAUUCAGUUGUAGGAUGCAAUGGAUUCUUGUGACAACUCUUCAUGAAUCCUCAUUCUUUUCAGAUUUAAGGAGGGUGAACUUCUAUGAGACCUUUGAGAAGAAAAUAAAUGAGAAACGUGCUCUGUUGAGAGAAAGCGGACGUGGACUUGUUGUUUCAUGGGCUCUGUGUGCUGUGUGCAUUGUCGGCCAUCUAUCUCAUUUUUUUGGAGCCAAGGCUGCAUGGAUCCAUGCAUUGCAUUCCACAGGAUUCCACAUGUCUUUGUCCCUUUUUACGUUGUUAGGUCCUGGCCGUCAACUUAUAAUGGACGGUCUUAAAAGUCUUCUUAGAGGGUCCCCUAACAUGAAUACACUAGUUGGUCUUGGGGCUUUAUCAUCCUUUGCUGUCAGUUCCUUGGCAGCCUUUAUCCCUAAACUGGGAUGGAGAACUUUCUUUGAAGAACCAGUUAUGUUGAUAGCAUUCGUCUUACUUGGGAAAAACCUUGAACAGAGGGCCAAGAUAAGAGCAACGAGUGAUAUGACUGGUCUUCUAAGUAUUUUGCCAUCUAAAGCUCGUCUUCUGAUUAAUGGCAAUGCAGAAGACUCGAGCUCAAGUGUCGAAGUGCCUUCUCACAGCCUUUCUGUGGGAGAUCAAAUCAUUGUGUUGCCUGGUGAUCGUAUUCCAGCUGAUGGAGUUGUUAGGGCAGGCAGAAGCAGCGUCGAUGAGUCAAGUUUUACUGGAGAGCCUCUACCUGUCACUAAAUUACCGGGGGCUGACGUGGCAGCUGGAAGCAUAAACCUGAACGGGAAAAUUACAAUAGAGGUUAGGAGACCAGGUGGCGAGACUGCAAUCGGAGACAUAGUCCGGCUGGUUGAAGAAGCACAAACUAGAGAAGCUCCUGUUCAACGGUUAGCUGAUAAGGUUGCUGGACACUUUACAUAUGGAGUAAUGGCACUUUCUGCCGCCACAUUUAUGUUCUGGAAUCUUUAUGGUUCACACAUUCUUCCAGCUGCUCUUUACCAAGGAAGUUCCAUGUCACUGGCAUUACAGCUUUCGUGUAGUGUUCUGGUUGUUGCAUGUCCAUGUGCACUCGGGCUAGCAACACCGACAGCUGUGCUGGUAGGAACUUCACUUGGUGCGAAAAGAGGACUACUAUUGCGUGGUGGAAGUAUAUUGGAAAAAUUUUCAGCAGUCAAUACCAUUGUUUUCGACAAAACGGGCACGUUAACGAUGGGAAAGCCUACUGUGACAAAAGUAGUGAUACAAGGCCACCAGGAAGAUACAAAUUCAGAGUUGAGUACGGAAUUACGCUGUUUGAUUAUACAGACGGCUACGGAUUUUCUCGAACGCUUACUAGAUCUUGCCUCCUCCGGUGAUAACUCCUCUCGAAUUUUGGCGGCGGCGCAAUGUAGAACGAGUGGCCGAGUUGGAUUUUCUCCGAGAGAUGUUGUACUAUGUGAGAAAAAGAGAGAGAAGGUUGAAACGGCAAUAGAAGCUGUGCCGAUUGCAGGGGAGAGGACAUGUACCAAAGACAUACCAGAUUCGAAGUCGACUCAUAAGUGGUCUGAAGUUGAAGUUCUGAAAUUAGCCGCUGGAGUAGAGUCGAGUACAAUCCAUCCAAUUGGUAAAGCAAUUGUUGAGGCUGCAAAAACUUUAAAGUGUCCAAAUGUGAAGGCAGUGGAAGGAACAUUCACCGAGGAACCAGGUUCUGGUGCGGUAGCAACUAUUGACGAGAAAAAGGUCGCUGUCGGCACACUUGACUGGGUCCAAAGGCAUGGAGUAGUUGGUGGCAGUCCAUUCCAAGAAAUUGAGGAGUUCAAAAAUCAAUCAGUUGUUUAUGUUGGAGUAGACGGUAUUCUUGCCGGGGUUAUAUAUGUUGAGGAUCAAAUCAGAGAAGAUGCCCCACAAGUCAUUGAAUCAUUGACCCGUCAAGGAAUUAGUACCUAUUUGCUUUCUGGUGAUAAAAGAAGUGCUGCCGAAUAUGUUGCAUCUGCUGUGGGGAUCCCAAAGGAAAGGGUUCUGUAUGGGGUCAAACCCGACGAGAAAAAGAAGUUCAUUAGCAGACUUCAGGAGGGUCAGAAUAUUGUAGCUAUGGUUGGUGAUGGAAUCAAUGAUGCAGCGGCCUUGGCUUCGUCACAUGUUGGAGUUGCUAUUGGGGGAGGUUUGCUAGACGCCCUGGAGCUGAGUAGAGUUACCAUGAAAACUGUGAAGCAAAAUCUUUGGUGGGCCUUUGCGUACAACAUCAUUGGUAUUCCGGUAGCAGCUGGAACUUUGCUGCCUGUGACCGGGACAAUGCUGUCGCCCUCAAUUGCCGGUGCACUUAUGGGUUUGAGCUCCAUUGGUGUGAUGACAAAUUCGUUGCUUUUGAGACUGAAGUUCACUAUGGUACAGAAGAAUACAGUUGGAAAAUCGCUGUACAGUAAAGUCCCUUCAGACAUCGAGAAUCCCAGGAAUGAAGAUUGACAAAUUGAUGGUCAAUAAAGCCUUUCAGCAUUCAAAUGAUGGAUAAUUUUACAUGAGCCAAUCGGAGUUUUUAGUCAGAGAGUAUGACCAGUACUUCAGCAGAAGCACAUUUUUUUAUGGGCUCCAGAAGAGAAAUCAGUUAAAUGUGCUUUGCACAGGAUUGCACGUUGACCUUCACUGGUGAUUUUAAUGGAGCUUCACCGGUGAUGUUAAUAGUUUACAGGUCAUUACCACUGACUCCUUCAUAAAGGAAGUUGACAUCGUCUUGAUCCUUUGUUCCUGUCUGUCUUUGAAUAAUGAAAGGGGUUCGUGAGAUAAAAACUCCGAGUCUUCAACUUUGUUGCAUCAAAUUUGAUAAUUCGACCUACAUUAGGAGAUAAUAAAUGAAAAAAAAAAAAAAGAAAAUCCUUGA